AUGGAAAAAAAAAGAGAAAACGAUCCAGAUAUGAACUUUCUACUAAAUAUUUUACCGGAAAUAAAGACAAUGUCCCCAACACAGAAUUUUGAAUUUCGGUUCGAAGUGAUGAAAAUUAUUAAAAAUAUAAAAUAUAGUGUACAUAAUAAUUAUGACGGUGAUAUGAUGCAAACUGGAUGGACGAAUGCCUACCAGUACCCACAUCAGUAUGGCUAUGCGAGUGGAAGCAGCAGUACACCAAAUGUGCAAAACUACCCUCGAAACAGUCCAUCACAUAGCUCUACAGGUUCUUCAGCGGAAGUAGAAGACAUAGAAGCAAUAUUGCGAGGCGAUUCAAAUCACAUUGAAGAUGAGGAAUGA
Molecule: messenger RNA, 360 nt
Organism: Parnassius apollo (apollo)
Lineage: Eukaryota; Metazoa; Arthropoda; Insecta; Lepidoptera; Papilionidae
Source: the annotation of a GenBank genome assembly